CUGCCGACCUUUAUUUAGAAAACAAGGACUUUGAAGUCAAAUCCAACACUGUUGACAUGCAGAGCCUUAAAAUGCCUCAAGGACUGGGUUUGCAAAUUUCCCAUCAUCCACUGACAAUGAAGCAAGUGGCCAGUCUGAUCAUCGCCGUGGAGAGAUUAAAGGUCGGCCAGCCAGAAACCGUGCUGAGCUCCGAGUUCAGGGAUGAGCACCUGCUUGACCUCAUGAUCGACAACUUUAUAGAAGAAUAUGUAUGUGAGGUGGAUUCGAGUCCAGUGGAUCAGUUCAUCAGGAGAUCGGAAAACACGUACACUGUGACUGACAGCCAAAAGAGGAACCUGUUGAUGGUUCAGAGCAGCAUGGAACUCCACGCCGUGAUGCUGCAGGGAGGCCAGAGUGACCUCAAAGUUCACCUGAACAUGUCGACCUACGUGCACCCCACACCCAGCACCGAUGCCAGACCUGUAGCUCUUUGCAUCAAGAACACAGCUCUGUACCUGUCCUGCCACAAAGAUGGUGAAACACCAACCUUACACCUGGAGACGGUGGCAGACAAAUCCACUUUGACUGAAAUCAGUCCAGACAGCGACAUGAUGCGUUUCCUCUUCUACAAACGGAAAAGUGGAUUGAACAUGAACACCCUGAUGUCUGCAAGUUACCCGGGCUGGUACAUCAGCACAGCAGAGCAGGACAACAAGCCGGUGGCUCUGUGCCAGUCGACCUCCAGCCGCCACCAAAUCUUCAACAUGCAGCGUCUGGUGGACCCCUCUGCAACCACAAGGGCCGGUGACCAAAGUGACGAGUAAAUGAAUCACUUGUUUUUAAAAACAAACAGGUGCAUAUUUUACAGAAUUUAUGGUAUGUACCAAGUACAUGAAUGUGCUGACAUAGACAGGUUUCACCACAAGAUGGCAGUACUGUGCUGUCUGGUGAGAUGUUUGUGUACAAUUUACUGUAUGGAAUGUCAAGACAUUGUUUUUACUUUUGGGCAAUUAUUUAUUUAUCUAUUUAUGAUAAAAACAAACAUUAUUUUAAAGCUAUUUAUUUCACUGAAGUUUGAUUAUUAACGAU
Molecule: messenger RNA, 1068 nt
Organism: Thalassophryne amazonica
Lineage: Eukaryota; Metazoa; Chordata; Actinopteri; Batrachoidiformes; Batrachoididae
Product: interleukin-1 beta-like
Exons: 4
Coding region: 57-803 (248 amino acids)
Biological process (GO): cellular response to lipopolysaccharide; neutrophil activation; immune response
Molecular function (GO): cytokine activity
Source: RefSeq, a predicted model, not a curated record